This is a messenger RNA of Lathyrus oleraceus (garden pea), 1082 nucleotides long. RefSeq lists its product as uncharacterized. The record is from RefSeq and is a predicted model, not a curated record. Lineage: Eukaryota; Viridiplantae; Streptophyta; Magnoliopsida; Fabales; Fabaceae. The coding region runs from base 104 to 856 and encodes 250 amino acids. The transcript has 9 exons. Gene Ontology annotation, biological process: rRNA processing. Gene Ontology annotation, cellular component: nucleus. Gene Ontology annotation, molecular function: 3'-5' exonuclease activity; nucleic acid binding.
ACGACGUCGUUAGCACAAGCACAAACACAAACAUAUUUUCUAUUGCCUUUGAACUCGAUUGAAAACCCUGUUUGUGAAGCGCGCACGUUGUGGCGGCCAAGCCAUGAAGAAAUCUAAGCAAACCCAAAUGAACCCUAACUGGGUUCAACUCAAACAGAAGCUGAAUCUUAAUGGCUCCAAACCUUCAAGGACUUAUGAUUCUGAAGAUGACACCCCAAAUUCAAUAUUGGGGAAACGUAAAGAGAGGCUAAAUGAUGAUUCUGAUGAUUGUGAGAUUAACCCUCUUGAUCCUGUAAAUGAUGAUGCAAGUUUGACAGAUGCUGUGGGCAUGGAUUGUGAAAUGGUUGGGGUUGGUCAAGGAAACAAAAGUGCCCUUGCAAGAGUAUCAUUGGUAAACAAGUGGGGCAAUGUUAUUUACGACGAGUUUGUACGGCCAAUGGAGCGGAUUGUUGACUACCGUACUAAAAUUAGUGGCAUAAGACCUCAAGAUCUGAGAAAAGCAAAGGAUUUUUGUACUGCUCAGAAGAAGGUGGCAGAGUUGAUCCACGGAAGGAUCCUUGUAGGCCAUGCCUUGUCCAACGAUCUUAAGGCAUUGUUAUUAAGUCAUCCCAAAAAGGAUAUAAGAGAUACCUCCGAGUACCCACCGUUUCUAAGGUCAAGUGGUAGAGUAGCAUUGAGGCAUCUUGCUUCAGAACAUCUCGGUGCUAAGAUUCAAUCAGGAGAGCAUUGCCCGGUGGAUGAUGCCCGCGCAGCUAUGAUGCUUUACCAAAGAAAUAGAAAAGAAUGGGAGAAGUGCGUAAAAGGCAAAUUUCGGAAGCAAAAGAAAAGGAAGAAGAAUAAAGAUGCAAAGGAAUGAGAGAUAUGUCUUGAAAUGCCAACCAUGCUGGCUUCCAUUUAUUGAAAAACAUUAUUGUCAGAGACCCUCUUUUUCAAUGGUUAUUUAUUGUAUUGCUUAGACAGAAUCAGAACUCAAGUUAGAAGGUGGAAAAAAAUAGUUGAGAGUUAGUAUAAGAUCAGUUUUGUAUUUGCAGGUGAUGAUGGAUUCACUUAUAAACUAGUCAUUGAGAAGAUCAUUUUUAUCA